This is a messenger RNA of Knipowitschia caucasica, 822 nucleotides long. NCBI's taxonomy places the organism in Eukaryota, Metazoa, Chordata, Actinopteri, Gobiiformes, Gobiidae. The record is from the annotation of a GenBank genome assembly.
AUGUGGAUGAUCUUCAGCGACCACACGGCGGCUCCGCUCACCUUCUUUGACCCCAAAGACUACACGCUGAACGGCUCGUCACUGGAUGAGAAGGUGGUGUCUGUGGUGCAGGAGCCGGGGCAGCGCUGGCCCCUAGUGUCUGCGGAGGGCGAGGGCUCCGGAGACCUGCUGCGCCUCGAGAUGGCCAUCUGUGAGGCCUGCCAGAAGACCAAGCGCAAGAGCGUCAUCGCCGCCGCCAACGCCUUCGUCAAGGUGCGUUUUGGCCCCGAGGAGGACUCUGAGGAGGAGACCACCACAGAGGGCGAGAUGGAGAUGGUUCCCUUCACCCGCAGGACCGCGCUGGACCCUGGGAACCGCGUGUACGAGACCUCCCACGAGCAGCCCGCCAGUGUCCCCAUCGACUACACCAACUUCCCCACCAUCAGCCUGCAGGAGCGCCCCACCGACUCGGACCUGGAGGAGGAGGAGGACUUCAUCCACUCCCCGCGGAACAUGACGGACCUGGAGAUCGGCAUGUACGCUCUGCUGGGGGUCUUCUGUCUGGCCAUCCUGGUGUUCCUCAUCAACUGCAUCGUCUUCGUGCUCAAGUAUCGACACAAGAGGAUCCCGCCCGAGGGCCAGGCCAACAUGGACCACUCGCACCACUGGGUCUUUCUGGGGAACGGGCAGCCGCUGAGGGCCCAGUGCGAGAUGACCCCUCAGCAGGUGACGGAGAACCCGCUGGAGAGCGUGCAGACGUGUUGCCAUAGCGACCACCACAGCAGCGGCAGCUCGCAGACCAGCGUGCAGAGUCAGCCUCACGGUGAGUCCGAGUCCAAGUGA